CAUUUUCUUUUACUUGGCUCACGGUCAUCACAUACCUUUAAUUCACUGUAAAAUGAAUUGCGACGUCAUUAAGAUAAUAUGUGAACAGUAUUAAAUGUCAUCCCAUAACCAAUGAUUUCGGAGGCAGCAGUCCAUUUGAAAAGUACCAAAUAAUUCCAAUUGCUGUUGACAAUCUCUGUUGACAUCUACAAGUUUUUAGUCGGCAUGUCGUUUGAUCGGGGAUCAAAGAGAAACUCUUUCAGAAACCGUGGAUUUCAUAGGAAUGCGGUAAAUACUGGAGGUGGAGUGAACCCUUGGGAGGGAGGCAUGAUGCCUGGGCGUGGAAUCCUGCCUACUCCAAAUAACAACCUUGCAAUGGCAUCGCCCCAGGCACAGCUUGCUAUAGCCAGCAAUCUCAUCACCAAUUUACUCAGAAGCCAACAAGAAGUACAACCACAAGUACCCUCGUUACUCAGUCUCGGAAACAACUUUGGCGGUCCAGGCCCAAAUUUUCGAAAUCCUCAACCCUUUGGACUUGGACGGUUCAAUGAACGUCCGAUGCGUCGUCCUGUAGAGAAUCGUCGGUCAGAGUCUUACAAGAUGGGCUCUCGAGCCCGAGAUGCCCCGGCUGGGCGACGUGGUCCAUCUGUGCAACAAUAUCGUGCAGUCCAGUCUGGUAAUCAACGUCUGAAUGGAAACCAAAUUCAGCAUCGCAACGAUAAAUCUUCUAAACCAAUUCCUGCCUCUAAGUAUAAUCAGACUGCCACUAUCAGAAAGGAACCACAGGAUGUUAAGACUUCUGAUAAUGAAAAAGCAGUUACAUCCGAUUCCAAAAGUAAUGGAGAUAUCGAAGAAAUUGAAAGCAAAAAACGUGAUUGGAAAGAUGAGAAAAACGAAGAAGUUACUCCACCUAUUAAGUCUGAAAAUUCAUUAAAUCCACCUAAGGAUGAAAAUAUUUCUGCUCUCGAAACUACAGGAGAAGCUAAAGAUAAUAACAAAGUUAAUGAUACGUCAAUGACAAAUAAUGACAAGGAAGGAAAAAUAGCCAAUAGGAAAUCUGAAAUCCGUCAUGCGGAAAGCCUUUACGCUGAUGUUCCCAUGAAUCGCAUGUUCUGUCAUGUCUGCAAUAAACAUAUGUGGGAUGGUUACUCUUUUGAAAAUCACCUUCGCGGUCGUGCACAUCAGUUGAUGAUGGAUAAACUGGACGAGUCCUAUAAACUGAAGGUUGAUUUGAUGAGACACGAACUACGCGUAGCCGAGGAACAACGUGAACUUAGUUUGAACAACUCAAAACGUCGUGGUAAAAAGGUUUCCGUUGAUCUUAAUGUUCGAGAAUAUUGUACAAUGUGUGAUCUCAACUUUUAUGGUACAUUAUCGAUUCAUCGCAAGAGUGAUAAGCACCAGCAACUCAAGACAUUCUUACAUCCUCGAUGUUUGGAAUGUGCCAAGGAGUUUCCGUCACGCAUAGAAUUUGAUGAACAUUGUCUUACACCCAUACACAUGAAAUCUUUAGCGCAAGUCGAAGGACAACGAAAAAAUAAGAAGGAAAAACUAGCAAAAGGGGAAUCUGAGGUCUCUACGGUUGAAGAUGAAGAAGAUAUUCUGAAUAUAGAAGUUAAGGUCGACAAAGAGGAGCAACUACCCGAAAGUACUGAAUUCCUGACUGACUUUGUCGACAACCCUGCUGACCCAAGAUACAAAAUACCCCCAUUUAAACAAUGCCGCACCAAUCAAAUAGCAGUUGGAAAGUCUAUGGUAAAAGAAGUUAGUGGAUAUCAUUGUGCAAAGUGUCGUCGUUUUAUGCUUACAUCCGAUGAUAUGACUGCUCAUCUACGAGGGAUCACUCAUUAUCGCAAUUUUGUACUGGAAAUUGAGUCACAAAUUUCCAAAUUACAAAGCGGCGAGGCUAAAUCUACAAAUGAUAUUGAGAGAGAUCCCAAAAUCCAGAAAAACAAUGAAGAGUAUGAAGGAAAUUGGAAGAGACGUAAAGUAGCUCACUCAGAAGACGAGGAGGGUUCAGAUCCUAAAAAGCCCCGUGUUACAGAGGACAGUUCAGCAUCAUCUCAAGUAAAGCCAUCUGACGGGGCCGAAAAAUAUGAUCCGUUGGAGGCGGAUAUUGAGAGUGAAGAGGAUCUCAUACAAGGUGAUGAACGAAAGUCAUCUGCUGAUAUAAUGUGGGCUGAUAUGGACAAUGACGUUGACAUUGAAAUCGGCAAUCUACUCGGAGAAGAUAACACCGAAGAAAAAGAAUCAAGCCCAGAUACAACUCAUGCAUCUCAAAAAUUAGAAAAAGCAGUUCCAGCAGCAAAGCCUCUUACUCCAGGACGUGGACGUGGAGGUUAUCGUGCUCGUGGAAAUAAAGCACGGAGAUCGCGUCGUUAAAAAAUAAAAAUGCCUAAUAUAUCGAAUGAAACUUA
Athalia rosae (coleseed sawfly) is the source of this 2396-nucleotide messenger RNA. It is a transcript of the gene Pep, whose product is annotated as zinc finger protein on ecdysone puffs. Lineage: Eukaryota; Metazoa; Arthropoda; Insecta; Hymenoptera; Athaliidae. Gene Ontology annotation, molecular function: nucleic acid binding; zinc ion binding. The transcript is spliced from 10 exons. The record is from RefSeq and is a predicted model, not a curated record. Gene Ontology annotation, cellular component: nucleus. The coding region runs from base 205 to 2361 and encodes 718 amino acids.